This is a messenger RNA of Myxozyma melibiosi, 1786 nucleotides long. Its product is annotated as glycosyl hydrolases family 18-domain-containing protein. The record is from RefSeq and is a predicted model, not a curated record. NCBI's taxonomy places the organism in Eukaryota, Fungi, Ascomycota, Lipomycetes, Lipomycetales, Lipomycetaceae. Gene Ontology annotation, molecular function: chitinase activity; chitin binding. Bases 469 to 1740 code for a protein of 423 amino acids. Gene Ontology annotation, cellular component: extracellular region. Gene Ontology annotation, biological process: carbohydrate metabolic process; chitin catabolic process. The transcript is spliced from 2 exons.
AUAGAAGAUGGAAAGAGGUUUUAAGAAAUAGCUUGAUACAGUGACGCGCAGGUUGGCCGCCACAGGCAAAUAUGCACAUACAGCAGCCAUACGCACACCUUUCUUCUAGCAGCAUCUCACCUCCAAAGCCCAUCAACUACUACUCAGCAACUACUCUCAACAUCUCCUCGCGAAUUUUGCCUCGCAUUCCCCCAAUUCCAGGCCAAUCGUCGCGAGCGCGAGAGAGAAUUAGUAGCCGAGCAGCCAAAAUAAUUUGGGGCUCAAACCGCGUCUGCUUCUCUCUUUUAGGGUUUUCAGGGGCUCCCGCAGCCGCGCCUUCGUUUUCUUGUUUUUGGCUUCUUCCCCAAAUCAGCUUCGAGUUCUUCGAGCCGAUGACUUUGACGAUGCCUUUAAAACCCAACCGUCCCUGCCGUAGUCGCGUCUUCUUUUUCUUCUUCUCACAUACAUGUCGCUGUCUGCUACGCUCACAUGUGGGUGCCCUUCAUCUCCACCCCGAAGCGCUCUCCCGCUGCCUCCCGCCUCGGCAAGCGCAAGAUCUCCUCCUCCUCUCUGCAAAGUCUAGACACCACCCCCUCCGGCACGCUUGACCUGCAGUCCGCAACCGUCUCAUCCCACGCCAGCCCGCCCAAAACACUCUCGUCCACGCUCCCCAACCCGCCCGAAGUCGCGCCGCUCAACUUCACGUCCUAUACAAACGCCGUGUUCUACCCCGACUGGGCAUGCAACCUCGCGUCCCCCCGCACCGCGAUCCCGUUCGAGAACGUGACGCAUGUAUACUACACCUUCAUCGGGCUCAACAAAGACGGCUCCGUGUUCCUCACCGAGCCUGCGGCAGAGAACGCAUCCUCGUCUUCGCGGUUGACGGCAAAGACGUGCAUCGCGCAGAUCGUAUCUGAACGCGAGGAGCGGAAUCAAGACGUCAAGCUGCUCAUGAGCGUCGGCGGUGGCGCCGGCAGCGGCAAUUUCUCGACCGUCGUUUCUAGCAGCAAGACGCGUGAGAAGUUUGCGUCUAGUCUUAAGACGCUCAUCGACGAUUACUCGUUCGACGGUGUCGAUGUCGACUGGGAAUCCCCCAUCUCCGCCACCGAAGGCUACUACUUCCUCCGCAUGAUCCGUCUUUUGCGCACAUACUUCACCCCCGACGACUACCUCCUAACCGCGACCUACAACGGCGCCAGCUGGGCGCUCUCCGAGAUCGACAUCACCAGCGCCGUCAGCGUCGUCGACCAAUUCAACCUCAUGACCUACGACUUUUACGGGCCCUGGAACGCCACCAGCGGCUACCACUCGCGUCUGUUCUCCCCCGUCGCAGACACCGACAGCGCGUCAAACUCAAUGUCGCUCUGCCUCGCUGAUCAGAACAUCGACUCCCGCAAACUCAUCAUGGGCGUCCCGCUCUACGCCCAGGGCUUCCCCAACGUCACCGGUCCGGACCAGACCUGGGCAAAGUCAAGAAUGCCAGACGACGGCAUCCAGGUAAACUACAACGAGCUCGGCCUCGACCCGUUCGACUCCGACAUCGUCUUCAACUCCACCCAGGUCGCGGCGGGCUACUACAACAAAACCGCAAACAUAUGGUACAGUUUCGAUAACUACGAAUCCGUCCGGCAAAAAGCAUCGCAUGUAAAGUCAAACUCUUUGGGAGGUAUCUUUUAUUGGCAGUCCGCGGGAGAUAUGGCGGCCUCCACCGGCGGCUCGCUCGUCAGUCUCUCGGCGCUGUAUCUCGGGGCGACCACAUGAAAAGUUAGGUAGAUAGAAUGUACUGCACAUCCGCAUUUUAAAACAU